AUGGCUUUGAACGCAACAUUGACCGAGAUCGCAACAUGUCCCGUCACGGGCAACCCUGACCUUUACGGCUUGGGAAAUCGCUUGGGCAUUUAUUUCCAAAUGAUGACGGUUCAAAUAUCAUCGCUGAUCAGCGCCAUUACCCCCGUUGAAGACCGUGUCGGCCAAUCCACAGUCAUUUUUAUCCUCGCCACCACCACAGUCCUUUUGCGACUCCUUUCAAGUCACGAAAUCCAGCCCGUCGAGGUCGUGCCAAUCCUCGGUCUGAUAUAUGCGCAAAUCGGCGUGUGCAGGGUCCCCUUCUCCGGAUCCAAGAUAACCCUCCUCAUCUACGCCGGCGAGCUAGUUGGUAUUCUUGCUCUAUUCACGUGGUUUUGGUGGAAGGGGAUGGAUCUACUACCGAGGUCCUGCAAAAAUGAUUAUGCCUUUUUCUUUGCAAAAGUCAGCAUCUGGGGUUGGUUCCGUCGAAUGAACAAAGCCCUUUCCAUCAUUUCCGUUGUUGGGGCCAGUUUGUCCUAUCUCAUGAAUUUAAUCAGUUUCUUGUACAUCGUGGUCAGGAAUGCAGUGGAUGACGAAGUGAUGGAGCGAUUCCAAAGUUCCACCGGUCCAAUUGAGAUAACAGUCAACAUUGGUAUAAUAGUCUUCGUGGAGGUGUCAUUGAAGUGGAACAACAUCACCGGUGUUCAUUCUUUAAGAGACCCAGGCCAAUUUAUGCCUUUCUUCAUCUCCCUAGCUCAGCUUAUCAGCACAAUCUACCAGCUCCUGCUUUCCGGCAAAGCAAUUGAUGACGAUUCCGACAUUUGGGAGGAGGACGAUGGCAAGUACUAUUCAUUUAGCUGCGGCGGCUCCAAUGCUAACAUUUGUUGA
This is a messenger RNA of Ilyonectria robusta, 864 nucleotides long. RefSeq lists its product as uncharacterized. NCBI's taxonomy places the organism in Eukaryota, Fungi, Ascomycota, Sordariomycetes, Hypocreales, Nectriaceae. The transcript has 2 exons. The coding region runs from base 1 to 864 and encodes 287 amino acids. The record is from RefSeq and is a predicted model, not a curated record.